AAGAGGUCAAACACCUCAAGUUGGUUCUAAGUUAGCUGGACAUGCUAACUUUAAUAAUUAAUAUAAUUAUGUUAUUAAAAACCCAUUGACUCCCAUUGAUUCACAACAUCUGACCUCACCUCCGGAUGUCUCCUCUUCAUCACAUUCCUCAAUACAGCCUGGUCAUUAGCUCUUAGUUUUAUUUUGAAAUCCACCUCAGAAGGGAUAGCGGAUGUUUCCGGCAGCGGACGGUGCUAGCGGCUAGCAGAGUGAACCGUUAACCGGAUGUAAACACCGACAGAAAUCCCGUCAAUGUUCCGUUUAACAUCGCGGUCAGAGAUGCUGCAGCACCCUGAAGAACCGGAUGUAGGUUUAAAAGCUGAAGCUGAGCUGAGAGCAACAGGUUGGUUCUGUUUCUGACGUGCUCCUAAAGAUGCUAAGCUACUGUUAGCUGCUUCUGGUCAUGUGACUCAGGCUGCAGCCGGUAGAACUGACGUCAUCAGAGAGAAUUACGUUUACGUAUCAGAGAACAUGUCUGACAAAACAGAAUAUUUAAAACAAAACAUCUGUAGCCGAACAGAAGAGGGACAGAGAACCUUAACAUCUGUAGAGAACGUGCCUGGGUCCUGUUGGAGUCUCCUGUGGUUCCUCGGGUUCCUGUGGUCGUUGAUGAGGCUCCACAACAUGCGUGUGGAACUUUAGAAGGUGUUCGAAGUGUGACUGUGUAAAUGAAAGGUUCUUUAAAAACCUUUGGAAUUGGUUCAGUAGAACGUCUCCACCCUGAUCCAGAAACCCCUACGUCCAGCAGCUGAUGGUGACUGAUGAAGACCUUCCUACUAUGGAGCAGGAGAACCCAGAGCUCCUCCACAUUGAAGAGGAGCAGGAUGUGGACGCUGUGACAGCCUCAGGAUUAAAGACGGAGGAGAGUGAACCUCAGUUGGUUUUGAAUUCCCUGAAGACCAUUGAAGUCCCUGCAGCUGAUGUGAGAGGAAAGAAAACCUACAGCUGCUCCGAGUGCGGAGAAGCAUUUGGCCGCAGUCGACUCCUGAAGAUUCACAUGAGAACUCACACGGGGGAGAAACCAUUCAGCUGCAGCUUCUGCGAUGAAAGGUUCACGUGGCUCACGCAGCUGAGGAGUCACCAGUGUGUCGGUCUUCAUCUGAGACAGACGGAGGAGGACAGGGAGGCUGAGCCUGGAGAGAGACCGAUCAGCUGCUCAGAGUGUGGGAAAAGCUUCCAACAUGGAGGACACCUGACGCAGCACAUGUCCGUCCACACGAAGGAGAAAAGGUUCAGCUGCGACGUGUGCGAUAAAAGGUUCACGUGGCUUUAUCAGCUCAAAAGACACAAGUGUGGGGGAGAAUCCUUGCAGCUUCAUGACCUGUGGACCAAUCAGGAGGGAGAACUGCUUCAGGGAGUGGAGGAGGCUGAUAUCAAGUUCACAUCGAUUCCUGUCGCUGUGAAGAGUGAAGAAGAUGAAGAGACACCUCAGUCGUCACAGCUUCAUCAGAGUCAGACUGAGGAGAACAGAGCGAUCUGUGGAGGACCAGAACCAGAACCAGAACCAGCCAGGAACUCAGGUCCUGAGGGACAUUUACAACCAGGUCCUGAGGACAAGACUGAAGACUCGUCUGAAUUUAAAUCGAAAGCGUUUGAUACUAAAUUGAAGCAGAGAAAUGAACCAUGUUUAAACUUUGUAAAUGAUUCAGGAUGUAACGCUGUUAAAAAAUCCUUCAGCUGCUCCCAAUGUGGGAAGAUGUUUGGCCGGAAGGAACAUUUGCAGACACACGUGAGGAUUCACACGGGAGAGAGACCGUUCAUCUGCUCCGAGUGCGGGAAGACGUUCGGCUGCAAGAGGUCGCUGCUGGGUCACAUGACGAGUCACACGGGAGAGAAGCCGUUCAGCUGCUCUCGAUGUGGGAAACGAUUCGGCCGCACGGUGAAUCUGAAAACACACGAGAGGCUUCACACGGGAGAGAGACCGUUCACGUGUCCUUUCUGUGCUAAAGGCUUCACACAGAAGGUGCACAUGACUCAGCACAUGGCUGUCCACACGGGAGACAAACAGUUCAGCUGCAGCGUGUGCAGUAAAAAGUUCAGGUGGCUUUCUGGCCUCAGACGACACAAGUGUGGCGGCGAGCCGGCGGAGCAGGACCAGGAGAUCCCAGAGCUCGGACCGGGCGACAAACCGCUUCGCUGCCGUGAGUGUGGGAACACGUUCAAUCACAAACACAACCUGAUAGCUCACAUGAGAACUCACACGGGAGAGAAACCGUUCAGAUGCUCCGUCUGCAGCAGAGGCUUCAUGGCCAGCGGAGCUCUGAAGAAACACUCGAGGACUCAUUCAGGGGAGAAGCCGUUCGGCUGCCUCGUCUGCGCGGUGAGAUUCACACAGGGAGGGAAUCUGAAACGACACAUGGCCCAGCACCGGGGAGAAAGAGAGGAACCGCUCAGCUGCUCGCUUUGUGCUAAAAGCUUCACACUAGUGUCAAAUAUGAAACGACACCUGAAGCAACACGAGGAAACGAGACGUUCACAGGAGGCGGGAGGUGAAGCCCUGGGAGAACAUCCUGGGACGGCUGAGUAGCUCCAGCUCUGGAGGAUCACAGGACUUUGGAAGGAAGAUAUUUAUAUUGAAUGUAUUUUAUUGUGUCAGAGCUUUAAAUUAAUUUAAGGUUUUAUUAAAAAAUAAGACUGCACUUAAAAGAGACUCUGGCUAUUCACUCAUCUCGUUUCAGAAAGUUGUUUUUACCCAUAAACUGCUUAUGAAGAGGAUCAGUGACUAAAUAAAGACGACUCAUCUCCACUUCCUCCUGAAAGGACACAAAAAUAUGUCGGAUACGAACGGGGCCAGUCAGAGUGAGCGGUAGGGAUUGUGGGGCGGAGCCGUGGUAUCAAGGUCCCGCCCACACACUCUCAACCAAUCCUCAGUCAGUCUCAGCUGUCAAUCAUGAUGUUUUUUUAUCAUCAAAUAACUAAUGAAAACCAAACUGAUCAGAAACAGAUAGGAACAAAAUGAAAUGACAGAAACAUCUUU
Molecule: messenger RNA, 3016 nt
Organism: Pleuronectes platessa (European plaice)
Lineage: Eukaryota; Metazoa; Chordata; Actinopteri; Pleuronectiformes; Pleuronectidae
Product: gastrula zinc finger protein XlCGF57.1
Exons: 2
Coding region: 791-2566 (591 amino acids)
Cellular component (GO): nucleus
Source: RefSeq, a predicted model, not a curated record